AUGGAUUCAUGGUCUGAUCUCCAGAUCAAGAAAAUGGAAGCCGGUGGUAACCGCAAUCUCAAUUCGUUUCUCUCUCAAUACGGAAUUCCCAAGGAAACAGAUAUUAUAACUAAGUAUAAUUCUAACGCGGCUUCGAUCUACCGCGAUCGGAUUCAGGCUCUCGCUGAAGGUCGCUCGUGGCGGGAUCCGCCGGUUGUUAAGGAGAAUGCUAAUACUAAUUCUCGAUCUGGUAAUGGUAAUGGUAAGGGGAAGCCGCCUCUUGCUGCUGGUUCUAAUGGAGGUUGGGAUGAUAAUUGGGGUAAUGAUAAUGAUGAUGGUUAUGGAUCUCGCGGCGGUGGUGGUGAUUUUCGGAGGAAUCAGUCUACUGGUGAUGUUAUGGGGUUUGGUGGAGGAGGGAUUGCACCGUCGCCCAGGUCGAAGUCGACGGAGGAUAUUUAUACAAGGACACAAUUGGAGGCUUCUGCUGCUAACAAGGAAGGGUUUUUCGCGAAGAAGAUGGCGAUGAAUGGAGCGAGACCGGAGGGGCUUCCUCCCUCGCAGGGUGGGAAGUAUGUUGGAUUUGGAUCUAGUCCAAAUCCUUCUCAGAAGAUGUCUAAUCAAAGUGAUUAUUUAUCUGUUGUUUCUGAGGGAAUUGGUAAAUUAUCGAUGGUUGCUCAGUCUGCAACCAAGGAGAUCACUGCCAAGGUACAAGAAGAAGCGCAAAAUGGACAAGUAGAAUUGGAAAAACAUGUCAUCACAAAGACAUUGACUAAGCCAUCUGAGGCAUAUUAUGAUGCCAAAAACCUGCCACAUGUUCUUCACCUCCUCCGACUAUUCUCCGAGCUGGUUGAAUCUGGAAAAAAUAAUGUUGAAGUUGGUAACACUUCAGGGUUGUUGAAGACUACUGUUGGUGAAGAGACUCCUUCUGGGAUAAAGGAGACUAUGGAUGAGGUAAUGAAGACAUAUGCGUUAAUUCAAGUUCGUUUGGACAAGCAAGAUGCUAAAGUUGAUCGACAUGAUGCUUCUAUCACUUCGCUUUCCAACAUGAUGAAGAAUUUCAUGGCCGUGAUUUUGCCUCCUCCUACCCAGAACCCUUAG
Molecule: messenger RNA, 1077 nt
Organism: Vicia faba (fava bean)
Lineage: Eukaryota; Viridiplantae; Streptophyta; Magnoliopsida; Fabales; Fabaceae
Source: the annotation of a GenBank genome assembly